AUGGCUGAACAAAUAAGUCAUAAGAAAUCGUUGAGGGUGAAUCGAUUAAGUAAAGAUAGACGUCAAUUAUUGAAAGAAUAUUAUAAUUUAGAUUCCGAUGCCAAUUCUCAAAUUGCCAAUCCACCUCCAACUAUUGGAGAUAAUAAAGCGGAUGAAGAAGUAAUGACAUCAAUGGAAACGAUACGACCGAUGGAGGAAGGUGAAGAAGGAAGUGAAGAAGGAGAACGAAGGACGAUGAAAGAGGGGGAUGAAGAAGGGAAAGAAGAAGGUGAUAGGACAUCUAGUGAGGAUGCCGAAGGGAGAAAAGAUAGAACCAGUGGAUUGAGUGGCUCGACAUCCACACCGUUAGAGGAUAAACCUAUUAGUGAUUUAACAUUUAAAGAAUUGAUACAUAUUCAUAACAGUUUACUUAAGAGGGAAACUGAGACGAAUAAUUCUAUUAAGAAUACUAUUUAUGACAACUACUAUGAUUUGAUCAAAGUGAAUAAUUUGUUGAAGGAUGUUGUUAAACAAGGACAAGGUCAAGAGAUAAUGGAGUUGAAAAGAUGCAUCGAUUUGUUGAAUGCUUAG
Molecule: messenger RNA, 570 nt
Organism: Naumovozyma dairenensis CBS 421
Lineage: Eukaryota; Fungi; Ascomycota; Saccharomycetes; Saccharomycetales; Saccharomycetaceae
Gene: VPS51
Product: Vps51p
Exons: 1
Coding region: 1-570 (189 amino acids)
Source: RefSeq, a predicted model, not a curated record